Metarhizium acridum CQMa 102 is the source of this 2958-nucleotide messenger RNA. Its product is annotated as Rho-type gtpase-activating protein. NCBI's taxonomy places the organism in Eukaryota, Fungi, Ascomycota, Sordariomycetes, Hypocreales, Clavicipitaceae. The record is from RefSeq and is a predicted model, not a curated record. Gene Ontology annotation, cellular component: cytoplasm. Gene Ontology annotation, biological process: regulation of GTPase activity; signal transduction.
AUGGCCAGGCGGAGAAAGAAAUCAAAGGCAGCGUCUGCUGCCAAGUCUAGAGACAAGGAAAACUCACCCAUGAUAACCGAAAAGUCCCUUCCCGCUCUUCCACCCAGCGCGAUUCCUCCAAACGCCUUUUCAAAUGAUCGUGUCGAUCCCGAUUCCGACACGCCAACCGAGCUCUCCCCACGCCCUCGCGCUACACAUAGACACAACGAAUCUUCGUCACGGGGCAGUUCAAGACCUGCCCGCUCGCCGGAGAGAUCAGAUACCACUAGCAAGCCUGAAGGACUGGGCCUACCCGCCACUACCUACCGAAAGAAUCGCAACUCAACCAUUUAUCAGAGUCCCAACUCCGGGCCCGAAGAGGGACCUGAAAGCUUCUUCAUACCCGUGGCCCUCGACCCCAGCCCGGCCCUCACCGGUACACCAAGAUCUGCAUCCGACAAUGCGACCGAGAACGGCAGACGAAAGGACAGAGACUACUGUGGUGUUUCAAAAGGGUCAGGGUCCGAUAAGCGAGACGACUCGCAGUCAUCCACUCCUCACAUCGCAUUCCAAGAAAAAGGACGGCAGCCCUCCUCAGAUCUCGAUGUAGCGCGUCUCAAGUCUGGCAAAUUUACCAAAAACUCUGAACAAGACCAGCGAAAAGCCUCCGUAUCUGGCGAUGAGUUCAGGCUUCAGGAUGCUCCGGUAAAGAAAAGGGGGCUGUCAACUCGCAGCAACAGCUCUCACUCAUCUACUCCGCAAGAGGGCUCAUCUGGAAAGACUUCGAAUGGCGUUGUGCGAAAGGAUGGUCACUCGAACCUGUCUGAGGCCAGGAAAGCCAAUGAAUCUCGCACGUCUGAAGAUACGGAUGGUGCAAAAAGUGGCUCUCGCUCAGAGUCCAGCAAAGCCAUUACGCGGAAGGAACUCCCUGCAUCCGCGAGUAUGAAUUCCAUCGGACAACGUAGUUCUCGAUCCGGUCAGUCAGAACAAAACAACUUGAGCGACUCUUACACACAGCCUCGAACCGCACCGCCGCCGCCGCCCACUGAACAAGUUCAAACACCAAGAAAGAGUUCAGGCAGCUCAAAGGAUCCAUCUGAACCCAAGACCUCCCCGAAACUACCCAGAUGGAGCAAUGGAGGGGACUUCAGCAUGGACGAAGAUAUGGCUAGAAUCCUAGGUACUGAUGAAGGUUCUUCCUCUAUUCUGCGGCGAGUUUCCAACGUCGUACGCCACGGCCGCACUGGCAGCGUGGAAACCGGCCAACCCCAUUCCGGGAGAGUCAACCACGCCAGAAGUAUCAGCGAAACCACCAGAGCCACUGUAUCGCCAAGGUGGCCCAAGACCCCUAUGGGGGAUGACCAUCCCGGCAUGCCCCACGAUAUCAGCAGCCCCAUCUCCUUGACCCCUCCCGAUGACGCCGCAAUGCUGAAGCGUCAACUUAGAAAUUCCGAGCAGCGUGUCGCUGAGCUCGAGAGGCAGUUCAACACGGAAAAGGACCUCAAGAGCCUCAACAAGAAGCUGGUCGAAAAGCGCAAGACGGUAUCUGUGCUUGAUACGCAGACUGAGAUUAUGAUUCGUCAGCUGGAGGUUCUUGCUGGCUAUGUCGAACGCGCUAAGGAGACUAAGACGCCGAUUGAUCCUCGAGAGCUGGAGGAUUCGGCCAUCAAAGACUUUGUGAAUAAGUUAGAUGCCGUCAAGGAGACCAUGUCAGAAGCCAUUGAGAAGCUUCACGAGGAACGAGACCAGCUUGUUGAGGAGAAGAACCAGGCCAUAGCGGACAGAGACCGUGCGCUCAUGGAAUUUGAGCAACUAUCAUCCAAGAAUGCUCAAUUAGCAGACAUGAAUAACGAUCUCACGCAUCAAAUCCAGGAGCGCUUCAAGUCACAAAUUGGAGAUCUCAAGUCACCCAACGGAUUAGGCAUAUAUGGUCCUACCAAAUCUGGUGGUGCAUCGUCGAUCAAUCUGGAUACUUCAAGCUUGAAUACUGGGACCACACUGGUGGGCGAUGAAGAGCCGAUUGUUGAAAGUGGUCCUACAGUCGUACAAGUCAGAAAGGGCCAAGCCAAGAAGUUUAACUGGAAGAAGGGCUCCAAGACAAUGGCACAGAACGUUGCAAAGGGCGUGAACAGGGCCGUAGUCGCCUUCCAGCAAAACGAUCGCGAGAGGAUGCAGCAUCAGGGAUUGGUUGGAGACAACAUUGGCCUGCCCUACAAUAUGACGGUCACACAGGUAGAGACUGCAACUCCCAGCGCACUCAAUGGUCAGAACAGGCAGCAGCACAUGGAUCCUGGCAGGCAAGGCUUUGGCUUCUUUGGCAAGAAAAACGCAAUGCCGAAGUCCGCCUCGUCCAACACCGUGGCACUGGCGGCGGCGGCGGAACCGGCAUCAAUCCUCUUUGGAUCGGACCUGGUCGAGCGGACCGAGUACGAGCGCCGGCAAAUCCCUGCCGUGGUCACUCGUUGUAUUGAAGAAGUUGAGCUUCGAGGAAUGGAUCAGGAGGGUAUCUACCGCAAGACUGGUGGUAAUUCCCAGGUUAACAUGAUCAAGGACGGCUUUGACAAGAAUGAAAACUUUGACAUCUCUGACCCAGACUUGGAUAUCACUGCUGUCACAAGCGUAUUGAAGCAGUAUUUCCGGAAAUUGCCUACUCCGCUACUGACAUUUGAUGUAUAUGAAAGGGUUUUGGAGUCGAAUGCAAUUGCCGAUGAGACAGAGAGGUGCAGCCAUCUUAGGAAGACCUUUGCCUCAAUGCCGGAAAGGCACAGCGACUGCCUUGAAUUCCUCAUGUUCCAUCUCAACCGCGUUGCCUUGCGCGAACCGGAGAAUCUAAUGUCACCAAAGAACUUGGCCGUCGUGUUUGCGCCGACCAUCAUGCGAGACCUGAGCAUUGAACGCGAGAUGACGGAUAUGCACGCCAAGAACAUUGCGGUUCAAUUUGUUAUUGAGAACACCAACAGAAUCUUUGACGAUUCAUGA